AAAUGUCAGCAAUCCCAGCUAUCUGUAUUACACCACCAUGUCGAGUGGACAAUUUUCACCCUGUGACACACUGGACAGUGGCACGGGCAGUGAUUUGGAAUCACAAAAUCACACUCCGCACACACCCACUGCCCAUUUGCUGCUACCACCAUCUUCAUCCAAUUCCAAAACCAAUUCCAAUGGCCUGGAAAUGCAUUUGAAAACCACCAAAGUUCGCCUAUCCCAAAACGGUGGCAACAAGGAGCAACGUAACUGUAACUCUUCAUCCUACACGGAUUCCGAGGAAAGUGAGGCAUCAUCGCUCAGUUGUGAUUCGCUGCAUUCCAAUGAAUUUAUGCGCCAGUCUUCACAGUCGCCCAUACAAAAUAAAAUUCCCAAUGGCACGAGGAAAAUUCUCGGCUCUUUCUUACCCGAUUCCCUGCUAAGAGAUAUUAAAAAUUUGAAAUUAAAUCAAACCGAAUAUGAGGCCGAAAAUGAAAACGAAGAAGAUGAAGAUCACAUCGAACAGAGAAUCAAGGCCCACAAACAGCGUAACAAUGAAUCAUCAUACGAACCCAUUAGUUCCCAGGAUUAUAUGAUGGCACAAAAUGACUAUGUUCAGACACGUAAUACGGAAAAUUCGGCAGCGAAUGCGAAUUCAAAUUCUUCCAAACGUGCCUCGUUGCCCUCCAAAACCUUUGUACUCAAUCAAGAGGAUGGCACCUUUAUUGACAUGAAAAUGAAUUCGAUGCCCCGAAAAUAUGAGGCUGACAAAUACUACAAUUUCCAUGUUAAUGAACAUGAAAAUUUCCGCAGUUUUGGCAACAACAGCAAUGGGGCCAAUAAUGGUUUUUCGGAAUCUGGCAAUGAAUCGUUAUCGGAAUAUGACAGCCGCAGCAGUUUGAGUGAUGAUGUCUUUGCCGGUUAUAAGGAUUUACGUUGUGGCUCGGCCACCUCAACAAUACGCUCGAACAAGGGCACAGUGCGUGGUGUCAAGAAUCGUGUGCGCAAUGGAAUAGCCACAUUCUUGCAGCUGCAGCAACCAAAUAUGAAGGUGAGUGGAAGAGAAAAAAAUAGGGUUUGA
Messenger RNA from Musca vetustissima, 1063 nucleotides. Its product is annotated as glutaredoxin domain-containing cysteine-rich protein CG12206-like. The coding region runs from base 38 to 1063 and encodes 341 amino acids. The record is from RefSeq and is a predicted model, not a curated record. Lineage: Eukaryota; Metazoa; Arthropoda; Insecta; Diptera; Muscidae. The transcript has a single exon.